Gadus macrocephalus (Pacific cod) is the source of this 3033-nucleotide messenger RNA. RefSeq names its product glucuronidase, beta (gene gusb). Gene Ontology annotation, biological process: glucuronoside catabolic process; carbohydrate metabolic process. The transcript is spliced from 12 exons. Gene Ontology annotation, molecular function: beta-glucuronidase activity; carbohydrate binding. The record is from RefSeq and is a predicted model, not a curated record. Lineage: Eukaryota; Metazoa; Chordata; Actinopteri; Gadiformes; Gadidae. Bases 115 to 2079 code for a protein of 654 amino acids.
CGAAAGGUUUCCCACAUGACAAGAAGUCGAGAAGCCCGCAAACCAGUUGAACCUCCGAUCCUCCACUGAGAAUUCACGUAAUGUUUUAGUGUGGGUUUCCAUUUGUCCCUCAGUAUGGCUUGUCCCGUGAAACCCCUUCAGUUACACUUUAUCCUUUUAUUUGCACUAUGGGACGUGUGUAGUAUGAUCAACUCUGGGAUGCUUUUCCCUCGGGAGUCCUCAUCACGGGAGAUAAAGGAGCUGAACGGACUAUGGAGCUUCAGAGCCGAUCUUUCGCCCAAUAGGAAUCUGGGCUUUGAGCAAGCUUGGUAUAAACGCCGCCUUGCAGAGACUGGCCCAGUGUUGGACAUGCCAGUUCCUGCCAGCUAUAACGACAUCACUCAGGACCCCAAGCUGAGAGAUUUCAUUGGCUGGGUGUGGUAUGACCGAGAGGUUGUGGUACCCUCCCGCUGGGUGGCGGAUAAGAACAUCAGGGUCGUGCUCCGUGUCGGAAGUGCACACUAUUACUCCGUGGUGUGGGUGAACGGCGUGAAGGUGACCGAGCACGACGGCGGCCAUCUUCCCUUCGAGGCGGAGAUCGGUGGCGUUCUCCGCGGGGAUCCCACCGCGCCGUACCGGAUCACCAUCGCCGUCAACAACACGCUGACGCUGCAGACCCUCCCCCCAGGAAACGUCCAGUACCUGAACGACCCCACCAGGUACCCUAAGGGCUACUUCGUGCAGAACACAUACUUUGACUUCUUCAACUACGCUGGCAUCCACCGCUCGGUGCUGCUGUACACCACCCCUCAGACCUACGUCAACGACAUCACCGUGGUGACGGAUUUCGCCGACGGCAUCGGCGCCAUCGCCUACGACGUGGCCGUGUCCGGCUCCGCCUCCUCCAACGCCAGCCUGAAGGUCACGCUGACGGACGGGGAGGGGCGCUGCGUGGCCACCGCCACGGGGCCCAAAGGCGUGCUGAAGGUGGUGGACGCCACGCUGUGGUGGCCCUACCUGAUGCACGAGACGCCCGGCUUCCUCUACAACAUGGAGGUUUGCCUGCAGGUGGCUGGCGCCAGAGGAGAAGUGCUGGAGGACCGGUACACCCUGCCGGUGGGGAUCCGCACGGUGAAAGUCACCAGCACGCAGUUCCUCAUCAACAACAAGCCCUUCUACUUCCACGGCGUCAACAAGCACGAGGACUCUGACAUCCGCGGUAAAGGCUUCGACUGGCCGCUGGUGGUGAAGGACUUCAACCUGAUGAAGUGGCUGGGCGCCAACUCGUUCCGCACCUCCCACUACCCCUACGACGAGGAGAUCCUUCACAUGUGCGACCGCCACGGCAUCGUGGUCAUCGACGAGAGCCCCGGCGUGGGCAUCAGGGACAUUCGUAGCUUUGGCAACGCCUCGCUGGCCCACCACCUGGAUGUGAUGGGGGAGCUGGUGACGCGCGACAAGAACCACCCCUCCGUGGUCAUGUGGUCCGUGGCCAACGAGCCGGCGUCCGAGAUGCCCCCUGCCGGCCUCUACUUUGAGACGGUGAUCGCUCACACCAAGGCCCUGGAUCCCACCCGACCGGUCACCUACGUUACCAACAGCAACUACGCCCGGGACAAAGGGGCCCCCUUUGUGGACGUCAUCUGCGUGAACAGCUACCUGUCCUGGUACCACGACCCAGGCGCGCUGGACGUCAUCUCCCUGCAGCUCAACACGCAGUUCGAGGAGUGGUACGGAAAGUACAAGAAGCCCAUCAUCCAGAGUGAAUACGGAGCCGACGUGGUCCCGGGACUCCACAGUGACCCCCCCGUGAUGUUCAGUGAGGAGUACCAGGUCAUGGUCCUGCGGAGCUACCACGAGGUCUUCGACCAGAAACGCAAGCAGUACGUCAUCGGGGAGCUCAUCUGGAACUUUGCAGACUUCAUGACAGCACAAGGGGUGACCCGUGUGGUGGGCAACAAGAAGGGCAUCUUCACCCGGCAGAGGCAGCCCAAAGCGGGGGCCUACACCCUGAGGGAGAGGUACUGGAGGAUAGCCAACGAAACGGGCCUGCUCCCUCCCUGGACCAAGUACCCCUGUUCACAGCCGCGGUCCCCCUAGCGCCAGGCUUUGAUUCCUGGGGUGCGUUACUAGGCGGGCGGCGGCGGCCAUAUUGUUUCAGUUGAGGAGCCUUCGGGAACCACUUUUAAUACAUCUGUACCGUUUCAAUCAAGUCUGGAAACUCAAUGUUUGUGUUGAUUCAAGGUUUCGUAACAUUUUCUACACUUUCAUUUUUUUGCUGGACAAUCAAUGUUUUUAAGAACAUUUUAUGUCGGAUGAUUGUGGUCCUCUAAAUACGUGAUAGUAUAUGGCCACAAUGUUGUGAACCGUAUGCUUUAGUUAGUCACUUUUCCACACUCGCACACUAAAAAUACCCUGUGGUGACUGUAAUGCUAUUAAUAGCCAAAGGGAUGGACAAAGGCAUGCUACACUAAGGUAGGAGUUAGGUUACGAAUGUAGAAUUUCUGUGUGGGGGGGAUCAAUCCUUUUUAUUGGUCAGAAUUUUAUCGGGCAUUCCCAGACAUCUAUUUUAUCAAAGAUGUAUUUUUCUAUUAUUCCAUAUUGCUGUAUAUUGUUAGAUUCAUAACAAAGAGUGCCUUUUUAUUUUGUGUUCCAAUUGACUAAAUCUAACUCAGCUGUCGUCACUUUGGUUUGGUUCAGUGACCUUUGACCUCAGGUGAAUAUAUUGUGCUUUGUUCCGGUUGCUGGUUAACUUUUCAACCAACCCGAUAAAGAGAAUAAGAGCUUGUUUCCACCCAAGUGUAGAACUGCCUUCCUUCAUCUUCUCCCUGACUCGUUAAUCCCUUUAUCGUCUGUGGACAUCGCUAAAUGCAAUAAAUUAGACUUUGUUACAGCCUGAAUCGCUUUGUUUUUCAGGGAUUAAACGGGUUUCAUAUGGGUCAAAGAUGUUCUACUUGGUUGCGAGUACAGUUUAGACAACUUACGCAAUAGAUUUUGACGAAUGUCUGGCACAAAGCAUUUGUAUGUUUUUAAUAAAAAUGUGUAUAAAGUGAU